GCAGGCAGCAGGUUUCAUGUUGCACAGUGACUGCUCGCCUCCAGCAGAGGUGGUCCACUGGGCAGGUAGAUAUACAUCACACUUAAAGCUGCUAAAACUGGAUUUGUCAGGAUUGGGUUUUACGUAGACCAGUCGUAGUCCGCACCAGGCACCAGAACCACAGAGGACGACUGUUGGAGAAGAAGAGGAUGAAGACAGAAGGGUGUCUCUGUGGUUCUCUUUCCAUACUGGUUUAAUCUGGAUUAUCUUCUGUCACAGGAACAGUUUGCCUUUCUAAACAAAAAACUAAAGCUGAACAUCUGAUAAAUUUGGUCAUGCAGUCUUUGACUCGGGAGAUCCAGAGCUUUUCCCGGACACGACUGCGGAAGCAAUGUACCCGUGUGACAUCACUGAGUGGCCGUCGCAUUAUUGAGACCUGGAAAGGUUCAACAAUUACUGUGGUCGAAGACCCUGUCCCACCAGAGAAGAUGCUGGGCUAUGUCCCUGAUACUUCCUGGGACCUCCAGGUUGGCAUUGUCAAGCCUUUCCUGCUUCUGGGUUCCCAGGACGCUGCACAUGACUUUGGCAUACUAAGAAAACACAAGGUUUCGCACAUCCUGAAUGUGGCCUUUGGAGUAGAGAACGUGUUUUCAGAUCUGUUCAUCUACAAGACCGUCAGUAUUCUGGAUCAACCCGACACUGACCUGCUGCAGUACAUCCAGGACUGCUGUGACUUCAUCCAGCAGGCUCACAGAGAGAAAGGUGUUGUGCUGGUCCAUUGUAAUGCCGGUGUGUCACGUGCACCAUCUGUGGUCAUUGGUUACCUGAUGUCAUGUGAUGGACAGUCCUAUGAAGAUGCGCUCUCAUUGGUGAAGUCUGCCCGGCCUGCUUCCUCCCCCAAUCCUGGCUUCCUGGAACAAUUGAGAAACUACAAACUGCCCACAAUGAACGGGUCUAAAGACUGAAGGCAAAGUUUGGGGGAGGUUAUACAGUUUGACAACAAAUCUGUGUGAUUGUAAUAAAAACAUUGUAAAGUAAUUACAAAAUCUGCUAUGAUAAAAAUACAUUUUCUGUUGUUUUUUUUUAACAAGGCAAAAACGCUUUUCGCAUUUUACAGAAAAUGUUACCAAACAUCGCAAUAAAAUGUGAACUUUGAGAAUAGGUUUAGUUCCUGUUUAAUUUAUAUUUAUUCUCCUGUGUUAUAGAACUUUUUGUGGAUUUUGGCAUUUUAAAUGUCCUCCGUGAGCUACUUACCAGCUACAACAUCUAUCUUUUGUUCUGAAGUUUUUUUCUGUAUUAAAGCUACUGUUCAGUGGUGCACUUUUUUGUACAGUACCUCAGCAAUAAUGCAACACUUUAUCAUGUAUUGAAAUCCCCUGAGCUCAGGUUAGUUUUUUUUACAUAACAUCAGUUCACAAAAGGUGUAUUCUCAAGGCCCUUUACAAGACAAAAAGAUCUCCAGUUACAUAUAUUACAAUUCAAUCCUUGUUAUAGAAUAAUGUGGUCAAGUUCCCAGAGGGUAAAAACGUUUUCUAUCAAGGGAAACCCACAAUCCCUCAUACUAAGGAAUGCAUGUGAGGACAGUGAAAACAAAACACAAAAAAUACCUCUCUUUAAGAGGAAAAAACCUUCAACAGAAUCUGGCACAGUAUGAGCGUCCAUCUACUGCGACUGAUCUGGUGUUGAAGACAGAGCAUACACAGAAGCACUGACCCAGGAGUACUUUCUAUGUUAAGUAGUGUCACACACACUACUGAAAUGCUCUCACACACUACUGAAAUGCUCUCACACACUACUGAAAUGCUCUCACACACUACUGAAAUGCUCUCACACACGCCCUAUUGAAACGCUCUCAGAUACAAUACUGAAAUGUGUUCAAAUUAUUUCAGUAGAAACGGAAAGACCUUAAGCAAAAGUGCGACCUUUGUCAUUGCAGUGUUUGUCACAAGCGUUUGUUCCAAGAAGUUAUCAUCCCUACACUUUCUCAAUUUUUUUAAAGAUGUGUAACUAUACAUAAAAUCAAUAUCAGACUACCAACAAAAAGGCUCCUAAAAUAAUUUAUAUAUGUACAUUUUUGAAUGUAUUUGUUUAAUUAACACAACUGAUUGUUUGUUCAUGUCAGUGUUGUAUUCUUCUGUAUACCUCCGUAAAGUAUAUACUUGGUAU
Girardinichthys multiradiatus is the source of this 2145-nucleotide messenger RNA. Its product is annotated as dual specificity protein phosphatase 19-like. Lineage: Eukaryota; Metazoa; Chordata; Actinopteri; Cyprinodontiformes; Goodeidae. The transcript has 5 exons. Gene Ontology annotation, biological process: protein dephosphorylation; regulation of MAP kinase activity. Gene Ontology annotation, cellular component: cytoplasm. Gene Ontology annotation, molecular function: JUN kinase phosphatase activity. The coding region runs from base 315 to 944 and encodes 209 amino acids. The record is from RefSeq and is a predicted model, not a curated record.